AAGGAAUUUAGAAUAUGCGGAGAGGUAUUCGUCUGCAGCAUAAUGAAUGGGGAGUGGUAGUGAAUCGGGGCACGCAAAGGGAAAGGAAAAUUAAUCCCCUCAUUAUUAUAUGACAUACACUUACACGAGUUAUUAUUAUUAUUUAUUUUUAUUUUGAUUCUUAAAAUACCAAAUCAGAACUAUAACCUAAUCUAUCUAUCUAGUUUUGUUUCACAUAUCUGAAAAAGAAAAGAAAACCUUAGGGGAGGGGAAGUAACGCAAAACCGAAACGCUCAACAUUCACAUUGUAAAACUCUUCAUCAUAGCAAUUCCCUUCCUUUUCUCCCUCCCUCUCUCUCUUGGCAAUCCCUUUCUUCUUCGCUGUCAGGUGCACCUUCUAUAAUAACAGUAAGUCAGUGGUGGAGAGUUAUCAGAAAUAGAUGAAACAGCAGUUAUAAAUUUAUAAUGUCUGGACUGAUCGAAGGACUUCCUGACGCUGUUGCAAUUAGGUGCCUUGCACGUGUUCCCUUCUACCUCCACCCAGUGUUAGAGCUUGUCUCUCGAUCUUGGCAAGCAGCUAUUUGUAGCCCUGAACUAUUUAAAGCUCGGCAGGAGGUUGGUUCGACUGAGGAUCUGUUAUGUGUCUGUGCUUUUGAUCCAGAGAACUUAUGGCAGCUGUAUGACCCUAUGCAAGAUCUCUGGAUUACACUUCCUGUUCUUCCCUCAAAGAUCAGGCACCUUUCCAACUUUGGCGCUGUUUCUACUGCUGGAAAGUUGUUUGUGAUUGGUGGUGGAAGUGAUGCUGUUGAUCCUUUGACUGGUGACCAAGAUGGUUGUUUUGCAACAGAUGAAGUUUGGUCAUAUGACCCUGUAGCCCGGGAGUGGGCCUCUCGUGCAUCAAUGCUCGUUCCCCGUUCUAUGUUUGCAUGCUGUGUUUUGAAUGGAAAAAUUGUUGUGGCUGGGGGCUUCACUAGCUGCAGAAAAUCAAUAUCUCAAUCAGAAAUGUAUGAUCCUGACAAGGAUAUUUGGAUUCCAAUGCCUGAUCUUCAUCGCACUCAUAAUUCGGCCUGUUCAGGAGUAGUGAUUGGUGGAAAGGUGCAUGUGCUGCACAAGGAUAUGUCAACAGUGCAAGUUUUAGACAAUGCAGGGCCCGGGUGGACUGUCGAGGAAUGUGUGUGGCUCCAAGGUCAGAUGGCAGUUGUCGGUGAUGCACUUUAUGUGAUGAGCCAUGGAUUAAUCUUCAAGCAGGACAAAGAAGUGAGAAAGGUUGUAGGUUCAGCAUCUGAGUUUCGAAAGAGAAUUGGCUUUGCAAUGACUGGACUAGGUGAUGACUUAUACGUGAUUGGAGGCUUCAUUGGACCAGAUAGAUGGAAUUGGGACAUUAAGCCAUUAUCCGAAGUUGAUGUUCUCACACUUGGAAGUGAGAGACCAACUUGGCGCCAAGCAGCUCGGAUGACACGGUGUCAUGGUACUAUUCUUGGUUGUACGCUGCUGAGAAUUUAGGUUUUCACUUUCUAGGUUCUAGUGUAAUUUGUGCUCGCUGAUUUGCGUCCCUUCAGCUAGACAAAGAAUCGGUUGUUCAAUGGCUUACCUGUUUUGUAUGUAAGCCAUAAUAUCUGUCCUUGUUUUUAAGCUGAUCACAUGCGGUAACGAGGUGAGUUUCCGUAUCUGUUCUGUUUGUAGCUAAACAGUUAAGGAUCACCACUAACAAGCCAACAAAUUGGUGCUAUUCCUAUUCCCACCUUGAAAAUUUAUCACUUUGCCAGGAAAAAUCAACUUUAUUUA
This is a messenger RNA of Glycine soja, 1764 nucleotides long. Its product is annotated as F-box/kelch-repeat protein SKIP30-like. The coding region runs from base 445 to 1482 and encodes 345 amino acids. The transcript has 2 exons. Gene Ontology annotation, molecular function: protein binding. The record is from RefSeq and is a predicted model, not a curated record. NCBI's taxonomy places the organism in Eukaryota, Viridiplantae, Streptophyta, Magnoliopsida, Fabales, Fabaceae.